AUGAUAAAUCAUUUAUUUAAUGCAGGAGACGACGCCAGUAAUAAUGUCGGCACUACUCCUUGUCCCUCAAGAAGCUUCACUCCAGAGCCAAUAGUUGCGUCAUUUCAGCGGGCGGCUCGUGAGGGAAUACAUAGAACUGUCCACGCCGGAGAAAAUAGCCCAGCCUCAGCUGUCCUGGAGGCUAUCGAAGAGAUGCAGGCAGAGAGAAUUGGUCACGGAUAUUCGGGCCUACUGGAUAAUCAGGUGUAUCAAGCAAUUCUACUUCAGUCGAAACCCGGCAUACACUUCGAGGCAUGCGAUAUAUGUUCGUUUUUUUAA
Protopolystoma xenopodis is the source of this 318-nucleotide messenger RNA. Lineage: Eukaryota; Metazoa; Platyhelminthes; Monogenea; Polystomatidea; Polystomatidae. The record is from the annotation of a GenBank genome assembly.